Messenger RNA from Girardinichthys multiradiatus, 5832 nucleotides. RefSeq names its product teashirt homolog 1-like. Bases 959 to 4534 code for a protein of 1191 amino acids. NCBI's taxonomy places the organism in Eukaryota, Metazoa, Chordata, Actinopteri, Cyprinodontiformes, Goodeidae. Gene Ontology annotation, biological process: regulation of transcription by RNA polymerase II. Gene Ontology annotation, molecular function: DNA-binding transcription factor activity, RNA polymerase II-specific; DNA binding. The transcript has 3 exons. The record is from RefSeq and is a predicted model, not a curated record. Gene Ontology annotation, cellular component: nucleus.
AGGCUGUCCGGACACUCGGUAGUGGGGUAGUAAAUCAAAAGCAGAUGGAAAUAUGAAAAAUCAGCCAUUAAAGGAUGUUUUUAGUCCUACAUCAGAGUUGAUAAAUACUUAGUUUUAGAUGCAUUCAUUGUUUGGCAAUAAGAAAACAUGUGCACGAUUCCAAACCAAACAUCAUGUCUCUCUUUGAAUGAGAGACAUGAUGGUGCAGCUGCAGCGCCACGUAACGCCGCAUCUCCUUCUCCAUCAUCUCCUGAUGCCAGUCUAAGCCCCCCCACCGACUUUCUGUGUGUGCAGGUUGGUGACGUAGGGAGACAGGAGGACAGAGAGAAGGGGAGAGAGAGAUGGAUUGAUAGACAAAUGCAGGGAGGGCGGAACUUGGAAUAACUGUGGGGUUUUUUUUUUGUGCCAUCUCGUGAUGAUAGUGGUGAUGAUGAUCGCAGUGGCCGGAUUUGAGGUGUCUGGAUAAAAAAAGAAGGAAACAGGAGGAGGUGUGGAGACCGCUCACUCACAUCGGACCGUAUUUGUUUGGUGAAAUCACAUUUUUUAUAUAGUUUUGGCGUGCGUAAAAGGCGCAGCAAACUAUCCCCCCCCCCCCUGCAACCAGGACUAGAGGUUAAUAUAGGGAAUUUUUUUUUUUUACAAAAAAGGAGUGAACUGAAAACUUGCUUUUGGUGCUUUAUUUUUUAUUACUAAUACUGUAAAUAUCUAAUUUUUGCCUGCCAGUGAGAGAAAUCAAGGAAGAUGAUAUUUGAUGGACACGGAGGUUUCGGGAGCUGGCCGAACCUUCAAUUUCUCUAAAGCAGACCCAGCCAUCAUCAAAUCGCGCAAAGAAAAGCGAAAAAGAAGCCUGACGCUUUAUUAGGCUCAGAACGGGAUGAUUCCUCAAAUCUGAUCAGACUUUGACUCGUUUUUUAAAAUUAUUCCUGCAUGAGAAGCUCCGUGGAAGGUGACGGUCACUAUGCCGAGGAGAAAGCAGCAAGAGCCGCGGCGUUCAGCAGCGUACAUGCCCGAGGAUGAGCUUAAGGCAGCCACUCAUGAUGAGGAAGAGCACCUGCAGGAUGACGGCCUCUCUUUAGAUGGACAGGACACAGAAUUCCUGUGCAAUGAUGAAGAGGAAGAUGUGGAUGGAGGCCAGCUACCCAGUUACAGAGACUCUCCACUCAGCAAUGGUACUAACCCAGAUGCUGGAUAUGGGUCUCCACUCAGUGAUGCUAGCGAACGACUUGCAGAUAUCAAGAGCACUUCUUCCAGGGACGGUCAGGAGAGGGAAGGCUCUGCUCCACCCUUCCGUCCCAACAACGGCCUGUCUUUCCAGGAUAGCCUGGCGCAAAUGAAAGCUGUCUAUGCAAACCUAAUCUCAGAUGCCUCUUGGUCUAGCAUCACAAUGGACAUCAUGAAAUCUAAGCCUGCUCCAGCUAGCAGUAUCAACACUGCUCUCAUGACUCCAGAGCCUGUCUCUGCUGUCUCAGUCUCACCAACUACAACUGCAAACAAGAGCAGUGUGGUGAACAUGGCUAACAGUCACCACAAUGGUAGAAACUCCACCAACACUAUCAACCACACAGGAAGCGUGAGUGCCAACACCAAUGGUACAACAACUAGCUCUGCAAGCAGCCACAGUGCAACCAGCAGCAGUGGAAGCAGCACUGGAGGAGCCAGCAAUGGAAGUGGUGUAGCCUAUGACUGGCAUCAGGCAGCACUUGCUAAAACUCUUCAGCAGACCCCAUAUCACCUUCUACCUGAGCCCAGCCUCUUCAGUACAGUGCAGCUCUACCGACAGAACAAUAAGCUGUAUGGUUCUGUUUUUACUGGGGCAAGCAAAUUUCGCUGCAAAGACUGCAGUGCUGCCUAUGACACACUGGUGGGCCUUACAGUCCACAUGAACGAGACGGGCCACUAUCGAGAUGACAACAAGGAUAAAGAGGAGGACCACGGUAAGCGCUGGUCUAAACCACGCAAACGUUCUUUGAUGGAAAUGGAGGGGAAAGAGGAUGCUCAGAAAGUACUGAAGUGCAUGUACUGCGGCCACUCAUUUGAGUCCCUACAAGAUCUCAGCGUACAUAUGAUCAAGACCAAGCAUUACCAGAAAGUGCCUCUAAAAGAACCAGUGCCAGCCCUGGCUACUAAGCUGGUGCCAACCUCAGCUAAAAAACGUGCUCUCCAAGAUGUUAUAGUCUCUCCAUGCUCCCCAGACUCCAUCCACGCUGGUAGUGGUGGUGGUGGUUCUGUGUCUCUUGGGGAUAUGGGUAAAGAUUCAAAAGCUGCAGCUAACCCCUAUGUGACACCGAACAACCGCUAUGGCUACCAAAAUGGUGCCAGCUACACAUGGCAGUUUGAGGCUCGUAAAGCGCAGAUCCUUAAAUGUAUGGAGUGUGGGAGCUCGCAUGACACAUUGCAACAGCUGACUGCCCACAUGAUGGUUACAGGUCACUUUUUGAAGGUUACAAACACUGCAUCUAAGAAGGGCAAACAGCUGGUCUUUGAUCCAAUAGUGGAAGAAAAGAUUCAGUCUAUCCCGCUACCCCCAACCACCACUCGACUCCCUGUUGCCACUACUGUUAAAUCCCAACCAGUAUCCCCUGCUAUCUCCUCUGGCUCUGAGGAUAAGAGGGAGGAGAUAGAGGAUGAAAAGGUUGAAGGAUGUGAGCCUAUUGAGAAAAAAAUCAAAGAGGAGAAAGAUGACUCAAGUGAGAAAUCAGAAACUGAUACUACAUCAUAUAAAUACCUUAGAGAAGAAGACCUAGAGGAAACACCUAAAGAGGGUUUAGAUAUACUAAAAUCUCUUGAAAAUACUGUAUCUAGUGCCAUCAGCAAGGCCCAGACAGGUGCACCCACAUGGGGUGGCUAUCCUAGCAUUCAUGCUGCCUACCAACUGCAAGGUGCAAUGAAAAGUUCAGCUACUGUUCUUCCCCCAACUGUCCAGAGUGUUCAGAUGCAGCCAAUGUUUAACAGUGGGCUACGAGGUCUUGUGAGUGACCCAAACUCUGUCAUCCACUCCCCUCGGAGCCCUUCCUCCCCAACUCCCCUCAGGAGCAAUGUCACUGCCAUGGAGGAGCUUGUUGAGAAAGUGACUGGAAAAACUGCCACGGUGAAAAAAGAAAAGGAGGAGAAGCUGGUCAGCCUGGAGAGAUGUAGGCCACCAUCAUUAGUGAAAUCACCUUCUCCUGCACUGAAAGAGCAGAGAGAGCAAUUACCAUCUCCAAAUGACCUUUCUGUAGGUAAACCAUCCGGAAUGAGAAGUAUCAGCCCAGGUAGUGUAGACUCAGGGCUCAUUUGUAAGAAGGAGCCCAAAGAGAGUCUAUUGGACGGCCACAGCAACCCUUCAAAAAAUGGAUCAGAGACAUCCCAAUCCCCAGUAACAAAUGGUAACAGUCUUGGCAUCAUCACUGAUCACUCACCUGAAAGUCCUUUCAUCAACCCUCUUAGUGCACUCCAGUCAAUCAUGAACACGCAUCUGGGAAAGGCCUCCAAAUCUUUGAGUCCAGCAGCAGAUCCACUGUCUAUGCUUUACAAAUUCAGCAACAGCAUGAUGGAUAAACCUGCGUUUACCACAGCUCCUCAGGGGAAGUUAGCUGAGCCCGUCAACCACUUUCAGCUGUAUGAAAACAACGACCAGCCCAUAGACCUGAGUAAGAAUAAGUCCACUACUAAUAGCAGUAACAACACCAACAGCAGCAGUGUUCUGUUGACCAGCAAUAGUGUAAAUGGCAACAAACCCCUUAUUUCCCUCCCUGAAUCUGUGUCCUCUCCUUUAAGAGAGAACGCUCUGAUGGACAUUUCGGAUAUGGUGAAGAACCUUACAGGAAGACUGACGCCCAAGUCAUCAACUCCCUCCUCCAUCUCAGAGAAGUCUGAUGCUGAUGGUAGUGCAUUCGAGGAUGCCCUGGAGGACCUCUCGCCGGUACAGAAGAGGAAAGGGAGGCAGUCAAAUUGGAACCCUCAGCAUCUUCUCAUCCUGCAAGCGCAGUUUGCCUCUAGCCUGAGGGAGACCCCAGAGGGCCGUUACGCAAUGACUGACCUGGGCCCUCAGGAAAGGGUCCACAUCUGUAAAUUCACAGGGCUGUCAAUGACAACCAUAUCUCACUGGUUGGCAAAUGUGAAAUAUCAGCUGAGACGGACUGGGGGCACCAAAUUUCUCAAGAACAUGGACUCAUGCCAGCCUGUGUUCCUCUGUGGUGACUGUGCCUCUCAGUUCAGGACUCCCUCCUCCUACAUCAGCCACCUGGAGUCUCACCUGGGCUUUAGCCUGAAGGACCUGUCCAAACUGUCAGCGGAGCACCUACGGGAGCAGCAGGCUGCCUCAAAGGUGAUCACAGACAAAAUGACAUUCGGUAGCCAACUGUCAGCCUUGACCACACCGGAGGAUGACACGGGCUCUGUGUACCAGUGCAGACUUUGCAAUCGGACAUUCGUCAGUAAACACGCAGUCAAAUUGCACCUCAGCAAGACCCAUGGCAAGUCUCCAGAGGACCACCUGGUGUUUGUCACUGCUCUGGAGAAACUGGAGAAGCUCGACAAAAUGGAGAAAGUUUAAUCAAGCAAAUCCGUGAGCUGCUGAGGGAAAAGACUGACAGCUGUGGAACUGACUAGAAUUUUAUUGCACUAAAAUGACAUUGUUCACAGUUACUGCACUGGGCUGAACUGAGCCGCCAGAAGAAAAAAAAAUCAGUCUUACUAUUUUUAGUUGUGACGACUGCCUGACUGGACCAUUUCAAUGUCGUUUCUUUUGUUUUGCCAAGCUUUUUUACACUUAUUUUGUAAAAUAUUUAUAUGCUAUUUGUCUGACCUGUGCAUGUAUUUUAGUGAAACAAGGUUAAACAUGAGAUUAAAAUUUUUUUAUGGCAAAAAUACAACUACUGCUUCAAUGCUGAAAGUGGCGAGUGGCAUAAAUUGGAAGUCAGGACUGUGUAAUACUUGAUAUCAAGAAAAUGAACAUUAAAUGUGUACACCAAAAGAAUGAAAGGAGGAUACCCUGAAAGACUGAAGUACAGUAGCACCUUAGACAGUUGAAUUUGUGAAGAUGACAUCUUUUCAAGUAUCUUGCAUUUCUUAAAAUCUGAUUUGAAAAGAUCCAAGAAUUAUCAUUCCCACCUUUCCAAUUUUUCCUCCUUGUUAUUUUUUUCUCUAACUUUUUUAAAAUAAUGAAUAGCCUGCUUAUAAAUCUGUUGGUGUAUUUAAAAAAAAGAUAAUUUGGAAAACUAAAAUGCUGCUUCUUGGUUUCAAGUGAACGGCCAUCUGUAUGCAAGUUUGCUCUCGAAAAAAGAAGCUUUCCUCGCUGUGAAGUAUCACUUUAUAGCAAUUUUCCAGUUGUAUGGUUUGUUACAAGUUUCUCUUUCUAAAUUGUGUCGCUUUGUUCAGCUGUAAAGAGAACAGUCCGUUACAUGUACAUGACCACCAGUGAAACGUCAGUGCUCCAUGAGACAUAUCUUAUACCAUUUAAAAAGGCUCAACAUUCUUUGUAUCUUAAGGUGUGUGCAUUCUCUAACUUUUAUAUUGUCAUUUUAUAUAGAAAAAUGAUUAAAAAAAUAACAUAAAAACAGAUGGUGUACAUAAAUAUAUGCUGUAGAGCUACAAAAUGUCAUUUUUUAAAGAAAAAUACAAAUUAAGCUACUUUGGCUCGUUUACAGAAAUGAUUUUAAUUAUACUUGCAUCCAAUUUGAUGCAUGAAAUGGUGUGGAAAAUAAAUAAGCGAUGCACAAUGACUAUACAAUUCAAUGUUUUAUUGACGAUAUUGUAAAAAAAAGAAACAAAACAAACUUUUUAGCACCAGUUAGUUUGUUUCCUUUUCUUUCUCAAUUGUAAAAUAAACCCCAAAGCAGUUGUUAACAGUCA